Messenger RNA from Sitodiplosis mosellana (orange wheat blossom midge), 623 nucleotides. RefSeq lists its product as uncharacterized. NCBI's taxonomy places the organism in Eukaryota, Metazoa, Arthropoda, Insecta, Diptera, Cecidomyiidae. Gene Ontology annotation, biological process: regulation of synaptic transmission, cholinergic; sleep; positive regulation of voltage-gated potassium channel activity. The record is from RefSeq and is a predicted model, not a curated record. The transcript has 3 exons. The coding region runs from base 103 to 489 and encodes 128 amino acids.
CGAUUAAAAAUCAAUUGAUGUCGAAUGACCGUCCCGAAAAGAACACACAUUGGAGUGAAAUUGUGAAUAAAUUAUUGAAAGCGUAGUUAGAAAAAAUUCCAUAUGAUUCGUCUGCUCUUUGUUGCAUUGGCCAUCUUUCUCUUCAUAGACGAAGGAAUCGCUAUUAAAUGUUACGUCUGCACAUCAGAACAUGACAAGAGAUGUGAGGAUAAAAAUUUCAAUGGGGACCCAGCAUUUAUGUAUGAUUGUUCAAUGGAUCCCAAUCGCAUCAUUCCAAUUUUACACUGCCGAAAAGCCAAAUAUCUGAUAAAUGACAAAUGGAUCUAUGUUCGUAGCUGCAACAAACGGGACAACCUAACAGAAGCUAAAGAUGCCGAAGCUUAUCUAUGCCAUGCUGACUACUGUAAUUCCGGAGUCAAGUACAAUACGGGCACUGAGAUUAUGAUAUUUUCAGUGCUUGCUGCAGUCAUGAACUUUUUGCGUGCUUGAAAACAGCUGAUUACAGUUCCAAAAUACAGCGAUAUUCCAGACACAAAUGAAUACAACUCAAAAUUGGUGACAUCAUGGCCCAUUUAUUUGUGCAAUAAAUCAAAGUGUUUCGAAUAAACAAUUUUACAGUUUUA